Messenger RNA from Saccharomycodes ludwigii, 681 nucleotides. It is a transcript of the gene MRPL16, whose product is annotated as mitochondrial 54S ribosomal protein uL16m. Gene Ontology annotation, cellular component: ribosome; mitochondrial large ribosomal subunit. The coding region runs from base 1 to 681 and encodes 226 amino acids. The record is from RefSeq and is a predicted model, not a curated record. Gene Ontology annotation, biological process: mitochondrial translation. Gene Ontology annotation, molecular function: structural constituent of ribosome; rRNA binding. Lineage: Eukaryota; Fungi; Ascomycota; Saccharomycetes; Saccharomycodales; Saccharomycodaceae. The transcript has a single exon.
AUGAUUUUUGGAGCCAUUUUAAACGGAUCUGGGUUUUUCAAACCUUCAACGGUAAAGCAAGCAAUAGCUACUACUCGCAUUACUGUUUCUACAUUUAAACGUUUCACCCAUGAAUAUGCACCACGUUUCAAAGGUGGUAAAAAAUCACAAAAAGGUAGAGUUCCCGUCCGUACUGGUGGAUCUAUUUCAGGCAGUACUUUGCAAUUUGGUACCUAUGGCCUAAGAUUAAAGACAGAAGGUGUCAGGUUAACCGCCUUACAAUUGCAGGAAGCUGAUAAUGCAGUUAUGAGAUAUAUCCGUCAAACUACUAAUGGGAAAAUGUGGAGAAGAUUAGUUACAGAUAUUGCCGUGUGUAUCAAAGGUAAUGAAACACGUAUGGGUAAGGGUAAAGGUGCCUUUGAUCACUGGAUGUGUCGUGUUCCGACUGGUAAGAUUAUAUUUGAAAUAAGCGGCGAUAAUUUGCAUGAAAAAGUUGCUAGAGACGCUUUUAGGAAGGCUGGUACAAAAUUGCCAGGUGUCUAUGAGUUUGUUAAAAAAGAUUCUUUGUGUAGAGUAGGUUUACAUUCAUUUAAAAACGCCAAUGAUGUACCAAAGAAAAAUUAUUUUCAAAUACCAAGAAAAGAUAAUGAAAUUAGAAAAUUAGCUUCUCUACCAGAAUACAAGUUGUUUAGAGGUCGUUAA